This is a messenger RNA of Protopterus annectens (West African lungfish), 5615 nucleotides long. Its product is annotated as germinal-center associated nuclear protein-like. NCBI's taxonomy places the organism in Eukaryota, Metazoa, Chordata, Ceratodontiformes, Protopteridae. Gene Ontology annotation, molecular function: RNA binding. The transcript is spliced from 22 exons. Gene Ontology annotation, cellular component: cytoplasm; nucleus; transcription export complex 2. The record is from RefSeq and is a predicted model, not a curated record. Bases 228 to 5615 code for a protein of 1795 amino acids. Gene Ontology annotation, biological process: mRNA export from nucleus.
GAGUCCGUCUAUGUUUAUUGUCCGUAAGGUGACGAAUUUGAAAAACCGAGGUGGAGACGUCUUUUACCAGGAUUCUUUACUUCGGUCUCUUCAUUAGAUGAUUUAAAAUAGAAUAUCAAGGUUAAUUGAUUCAAGACUGAAUAAGCGUAUAGGAUUUUGGAAGAAUUGCAAGAGAUGCUUCUUGUUCUCUGUACCAAAUAAGUGACUAGCCACAGCCUGGCUUACAUAUGGAUGCUAAUAGUGCAUUUGGAAGUCAGCCAAAUUUUAACCCUCCUGGGAUAGGUCCGUCUCAGAAUUUGUCCACGUUAAUGAGCAGUAACUCAUCUUUUGGGAUUCCAGCCCCUAUGUUUGGACAGAGCAGUGGGGCAUCUGGAAGUGGUAGCAGUGGACAGUCCACUGUGUUUGGACAAAGUACGUUUUCAUUAAAUGCAGCUGGGCAAGCUCCUCUGUUUGGGCAAAGUGGCGGAAUAGCUGCAAUGACCAGUGCAGGACAAAAUUCAUUAUUUGGACAACCGUUUGGGAAAUCUGGAGCUCCCUUUGGAACGCACGGCAGUCUGUUUGGGCAGAGUGGUGGGGUUUCCUUUGCUACAGCUUCAAGACAGACCCCACUGUUUGGGCAGGCUGUUGGAACUCCUUCAAUUAAGGGUACUGGGCAGGCUCCUUUGUUUGGACAGAGUAAUGCAACAGUUGUCACUUCCAGUGGACAAGCCCCCGUCUUUGGGCAGAAUAUUGGAAAUGCACCUGCUGCUUCAACAAUUGGCCAGAUUUCUGUCUUUGGACAAGGUGCUGGGACAUCUUCAGGCAGCAGUCCUGGUCAGACGUCAGUCUUUGGACAUGCUGUAUUAACAGCUGCUGCAACCAUCAACAGCCAAACUCCUGUUUUUACAUUUAACAGUGGGACACCUGCAGGGGACAGUGCUGGGAAAGGUUCCAUAUUUGGGCAAAAUACCUCCGUAUUUACCACAUCUAGCAGUGGGCAGAAUUCUUUAUUUGGACAAAAUACAGGGUUAUCUGUAGGAAGCAAUGUUGGACAAACACAUUCAUUUGGACAAAAUACUGGGAUAACUGGGGUCAGCAGUAGUGGACAAAUUCCAGUACUUGGAAACCAAGGAAUGUCAUCUACUACAAGUGGUAAUCAGGUCUCUGUUUUUGGAAACAGUGCAAAUUCAUCCUUAAUUAGCACUGGGUCAGUACCUUUAUUUGGUCAGAACACUGAGAGGUCUGCAGUACCUAGUAAAGGACAAGUACCUUUAUUUGGACAGAGUGGCAUUAGUCCUGGGGUGUCCACUGCUGCUCAGUUACCUGAGCCUACACAAGCAGCUUCAGGACAACCACUAGGAUUUGGUCAACCUUCUGCCUUCUCACCAGCAGCUGGCUCCCCCCAAACGUCUACCUUUAGUCAGUUGUUGGCAAAGAAUGCUGCUGUUACUGUUGUGGACAAACCGGGCUUUGGUUUUAAAACAUCACUUGGGACAUCGUCUUCAGAAGUUACAGGCAGUGCUUCUGGAAAGUCUGACUUCAGUUUUAAGCCACCGGAAAACAUGACUUUUAAGCCAAUCUUUAAUGUUGAUUCGGACACCCAAAUUACUCCAUCAUCCUUCAGCUUUUCUCAACCGGGUACUAGUGGGCCUGGAGGACCAGGCCUUUCUGGGAAAUUAUCUGAAGCACCUUCCACUAACAGCAGUGCAUCGUUUAGCUUUUCUCAGCAAGGAAGAAAUACAGAUUCUUCAUUUAAUUUUGUUUUUCCUAAGAAAACUUCAGUGGAAGAAGAAAAAAUGUCUGUAAAGCCAGUGUUUGGAUCAAGUCCUGCUAAUUUUGGCAAGUUGAAUGUUUUUUCAGGAUCUGGGAAAAUUGAUGAAGAUACGGAGGUAGGAAAAAGCCACAUGGGAUCUUCCAGUAGUGCUGUGAUAAAAGGACUAAAGAGAAAAGAGGAAGGAAGGCGCUCUCCAAAGAGAUCAGAAACCCGCAUUAUGGAAAAGUCUGAAUUGGGGUCGUUGACAGAUUUGUCUUCUGCCAAACGUCACAAGAAACAACUCCGCCCAGCAGUUGGUGGCAACCUUUUCAGCAGAGCACUGCGGGAUGUGUUUAAAAGCAACAGCGAGAGGGACAGGGGUAGAUCCAGCAGUAGAGAAUCCAUGACAGGUGAUGAAAGGAGUAGGUCGAGCAGCACAGAAUCCAGAAGAGAGAAUCUGCCCCCUCAGGAAUUGGAAAGAACCCCAAGAACCUCCUCUCUGCAUCCACGACCACCUGGUUCAUCAGCUGCUAAGGAGGAUCCUAGGAAUAGACAAAUAACUGACUCUGGUGAAAAAGUGCCAUCCAGCAGGUCUCUCCGUUGUGAGAGGUCUAGUAGUUUCAGUGGAAGUUCCUUCAGAGAGAUUACAGCAAUCCAGUGCAAAAAUAUCCCAGGCCACCUUAAUAAGAAAGAUCUGGUUAAAAAGCACUUCUCUGCAUUUGGGAAAGUUCAGCGUGUGUUUUGCAAUCCCAGCAAAAAUAUGGCAGUAGUCCACUUCCAUGAUCAUGCUUCAGCAAACCGUGCUAAGAUACAUGGAACUACUUUUCGCAUGAAGAAACUGAAUAUCUUUUGGCAGAAGAAAAGAAGCCCUGGAAAAAAAGAGCAUCCUGAAAAGGAAGCAGAAAAUUUAGAGAGGCUCAACAAUGAAGAAAAUUUCCAGCUGUCUCCUGUCCGCAAACUUUUAACAAGAUCUCCUGCUGUUGGCAGUGGUACCACCUCUAAGAGCAAAGAGUCACUACUUACAUCAUCGGCUACAAAGAUGCUACAGUUUGAUGCAGAAACUGAGUCAAGCUUAGAGGGACAGGUCUCUGAGAUUUCAACUUCCUUUUCUCUGCCGUCAUCACUAAAUAGCCUUGUGGGUGUAACAGCAGAAUCCCCCUUUGAAAAGUAUCGUGUUCUUGAACAGAGAGACAGGAUUAUGCGCCAAGCAGCUCGUGUGAAAAGAACAGAGCUUGACAAGGCAAAAGUACUUGUGGGCACUUGUCCAGAUAUGUGUCCAGAGAAAGAGCGCUAUAUGCGAGAGACACAGAAUCGGCUCAGCAUCUUUGAGACAGUUCAAGGGACAAAUGAGGUGGAUCAUGGAGCUGCAGUCAAAGAGUACAGCAGAUCUUCAGCAGACCAGGAAGAACCUUUGCCACAUGAACUUCGACCCCUACCUGUGCUAGUCAUGACUAUGAAUUAUCUGGUAACGAAAGUCAUGAACAAUGGUGUUGCGAACUUAAGAGAAUGGUAUGACUUUUUGUGGAACAGGACAAGAGGGAUCCGAAAGGAUGUAACACAGCAACACUUAUGUGACCCCGAGACGGUAUCUCUAAUAGAGAAAUGCACUCGUUUCCAUAUCCUUUGUGCUCACUACAUGUGUGAGGAGCCUGUAUCAUCAUUUGAUGCCAAGAUUAACAACGAGAACCUGACCAAGUGUCUGCAGACCUUGAAGGAGAUGUACCAUGAUCUUUCCAAAAAGGGUAUGCAUUGCCCCAAUGAGGCUGAAUUCCGCUGCUACUCCAUCCUUCUUCGCUUGGACAAAGGCGAUAUCCUGAGAGAAGCUCAGCAGUUCCAGCCUGCUAUCCGAAACUCUCAAGAUGUGAAGUUUGCCAUUCAAGCCUUUGCAGCAUUUAACAGCAACAACUUUGUAAGGUUCUUCAAACUGGCGAGGGCUGCUACCUACUUGAAUGCGUGCAUUCUGCACCGUUACUUUAACCCGGUUCGUGUAUUAGCACUGAAGAUUUUGACCACGGCUUAUACAGUCAGCACUCAGAGGUCCGCAUCAUUUCCUGUCGACAGUAUGGUACACAUGUUACUGUUCCUAAAUGAUGCUGAAGCUACUAAUUUCCUGAAAUUUUAUGGACUGACUGUUUCUGAAGGCUGUGUUGAACUGAAUCGCCAAACAUUCCAAGAGGCUGAGAACAAUUUCCUGCCAAAAAAGUGUGUGCUUAUUGAACAGAAAUGCAGUAUCUCGGCUGGCGAGGCAGUGAAUGGUGGACCGCUGCCUCUGAUCCCAGUGCACGUACCAUUUUCAAGUUUCAACAGUGCAAACAAGUAUAAAGGAGAAAGUGUAGUUACGGAACCUGCAAGUGCCAGCCAGAGAUUUAGCUGUGGGAUGUCAGCUCCACCUCUUGUAGGGCAGCAAGAAAAGAAAGAGCAAUGGCCAGAAACUUCGGUAACACCUGUUAAGGUACAGCCUUCACCUGUAGUACAGCAGUCAGCACAGUAUCUGUUCCAGCCAAUCAGACCAACUGAACCAUCAUCACAGCCAAAACCUAUAACACCCCCACCUGUUUAUACAGAUGAGGACAUCUCUAGUGUUGCAGAGAGACUGCUAGAGGAGGUGGUGGAAGUAAACUGCAAGACUCUCGCAAAGGCAGGAGCAGAAUAUGCUAACACAGCACUCAGUGUCUCAGAAAGAGCUGUGGAACAGGUAGUGGCAGAGGUUACAUUGGAGUGUCUGCAGAACGUAUGUGGUGAAGAAUUUAACGCUGAACAAGCAAGACUUAAGGAAGAAAGACGCAAGGCAGAGGAGGAAAGAUGCAGGGCAGAAGAGGAGAGGCGCAGAGUUGAGGAAGAGAAACGCCAGAUUGAAGAAGCAAGAAGGCGCAGAGAAGCAUUGGAGCAGUUUGUGUCCAGUUUCAGCCAAGUUCUGUGUUCUGAAUUAACCGAAGAAGUCUUGAUUAAAAGUUUUCAAGAUGUUGCAGAAACUGAGCUACUGUGCGCUGUUGAAAAGGACAGAGCAGACCGCAUAGCACGUUGUUCAGACAUCGUCUGCAGCAACCUUCUAGAAGUCACCCUAGAUGAAGUGAUUCUCCAGAUUGCCAGAGGGACUCUGAAGCAGCUCAGAUGCUGUGCUAAGUAUAUGCAGAGAUGGAGAGAGGUUGUGGUGGCUCGGAAAAAACUAAGGCGCCAAAUGAGGGCUUUCCCUGCAGGCCCCUGUGGAGUAGAUCCUUUACAUAAAUUGAAGGCAUUGCUGCCAAGUGCAAGACUUCCUGAUGUAAUGGCAGAGUCUACUAGUGGAGUGCUACAUCUUCAACAUGCAGGGAACCUGGCAGUCUCUUGUACUCGGUUGUUGCAAAUGAGGCAAGAAACAAACUACAAAAUGCGAAUCCACUAUUUCUUACAGCAGCUUCUCUGUGAGGCUAGCUGGACUCCUUUAGAUGUAGCUUCACUGGUAGCUGAAAGUCUUCCAAGUCCAAGAGAACAAAUCUUCUGGAAACUGGUCUUAAUGGUUCCAGGCAGUGAAGAUAUUCGUGGGUUUGAAGAAAUAAAUAGUGUUCUUGCAGACUGGCUGCAAGCUAAGUUCACAGAAAGUGAACUUUCCAAUGAUGUGACCUCUGAUCCCAAAGACCAAAUCCAGACACUUUCCUUGUACAGCUCAUACAGGCAUACCAAAGGGCACCUUGUAAACCUGCACGUUUGUGUAAAGAACAAUGUGGUUUUGUAUAAGCGUUUCAUCGAUGAUUUAAUUUUCAUCUGUAGGGGAGAUAUGUCUGAAUUUUUAGAUUUUUUUGAGAUGCUUAAUAACAAUGAACAUAAUUUAUCAUUUUCUUAUGAGGUUAAUAGAAAUGAAAUUAAUUUUCUUGAUUUGACCUUGUUGAAAAAGAAAAUAAAAUAG